Molecule: messenger RNA, 2305 nt
Organism: Drosophila suzukii
Lineage: Eukaryota; Metazoa; Arthropoda; Insecta; Diptera; Drosophilidae
Gene: Cipc
Product: Clock interacting protein circadian
Source: RefSeq, a predicted model, not a curated record
UCGAGGUGUUCGCAACAAACAGCAGCAAACUGGAAAAGCACUGCUGAAUUUUCGCAUUAUUCCACACGAGCGUUUACGUAUUUCGCAGUCGUGUAUUUUGUCGAGCACUCGCGUAUUCGCAUAUCCGUGUUUGUUGUUUGCCAGCGCGUGUGUGCCACUGUGUGUGUGCCCUGUGAGUGAGUGUGUCGCUGUGGUGGUGCGAGGGCCACACGCGCAACGAAAGCGAAAGUUUUGUUUGGCGCGCGUGUUGCCAUUGGCGUCUGCGAAUUUGCACACACUCGUCCCCCGUUUCCCACCUAGAAUAGAUUAAAAGCGUGUGAAAACAAAUGGGAAAAAUCUGAGAAAAUUAUAAGAAAAGUAAAAAAGAUAAUGUUCAUUACCCCCGAUGAGGGUGCAUUAAAUUAGGGGAGUUUGAGCGGAGGAAACACGACGACGCAGCAACAUUAUUGCCGCAAAAACCGGUGUGAAUAGACGCUGCCAGAAGAGAAAGACUCGCCAGAAGAUGGCGCCCACCAUAUGUUCGGAGAAGAAGCAGCUGCGCGAAACGAGGCGACAUCAUGGCGUGGCCACAGCCGCCAUAUCAUCCUCCUCGUCCUCAACCGCAGCCACCACAUCCUCGUCCUCAUCCUCAUCCACGGGAUCCACAUCUGCAACCGCAGCCACACAAGCCAGCUCGGUGCUCAACUAUGUGGCCAAGGGUUCGAUGAACUCCUCGAGUCGCCGUCGCCCGGUGAGAAUGCAGCGCAGGAUGCCGCACAUCCUGGCCCGCGUGGCCUCCUUCUCCACGGACACGAGCAGCGGGGUGGAGACGGAGGUGGAGAUGGACUCCGACCAGCGGAUGCAGGGCGACGAGGACAGCUACUCGGAUGCCAGGAUCCAGAUGCUGCAACAGCAGCAACAGCCACAUUCCAGCAGCGACAACAACAUCAAGACAGUAUUACAGCCGACGAUGGCAGGUGGAUAUAGCAGCAAACACAACCGGUCGGCGGGGCAGGCCAAGAACUGUGAUCAGAACGUGGUGCCACUGCAGGUGGUGGUGGACGACGACGACGACGGCGACAGUGGGUACGAGUACAGUCAGGACCCGAUAAAGGAGCAGCACCUGUACCACCAGAACAGCGAGGGCCUUCUUUCCAUUGCCAUCAAGACCAUCAAGCUGGUGCAGCGCAACAAGCUGCUGCAGAAGCGACUGGCCCAGCUGCAGCUGGAGACCUCGGAGUUCAUUGCCUCGGUGCUGGCCAACCCGGAAAACCGCCAAUUCCGGGAGAAAAUCUCGCCCAAGGCCGAGGCCAAGGUCAGCAACAUGCUGCUGCGCCACUAGAAGGGCGCUUUUCUCUUUGAUCUGGAAAAAUCAAAACCAUUCAGCCCCAUUUCUGGACGUGGCAGAGAGGGUUUAGCUUAGAAAAUUUAUUUACUUUCAUCUAUAAUUUUAUUUUAUUUAUUAAUUUACCAAAAUAAGCCAGAUGUAAAAAAAGGAAAACUUACUUGGCAACAUGUUGCUGCAACAUUGCUAAGGCACAUUCAAAUAAUGUUGCCUACUUCUGUGCUGCGUAUGUAAAAUUCAAAUCUACAUAGAAAAUGCAUGUAAAAUGAAUGAAUGAAAAUUAAUUAACAUGAAUUAAACAUUGUUUUUAUUCCCUUUUCAAGUAAAUUUAAUAAAUAUAUUUUCACACGUCCAGGAAACCCAUUUUUGGUGGCUUAGUUUUGAAGAAUUCGUACUGAUUAAAUUUACAACAAAAAUGCAUCAAAGUUUAACAAUAUAAAUUUAUACAACAUAAAAGCGCUAUGCUUACAUUUACAAAAACAAAAAUAUUUAUAUGAAUCCAAAAAGUCCAAAAGUGUAUCUGUAGUCGUUAAGUACAUUCUAUGUUUUACAGUUUCUACACUCAAGAAUUAAUUUAUAAUAAAUAUACCUAAUACAUAUAUCUAGAAACAAAAACCAGGCAUAAUCAAUGGAACCCUACGACGCUUUUCGCUUUAUACAACAAAUAGUUAUAGAGAAAGUUAAUUGACAUGCAAAGCAAUUGAUUUAAACAAAAAAUACGUAAAUGAUUUUCGGUAUUACUAAAUUAGCCGAUAUAUUUCAAAGAGUAUGCCUAAGUAUAUGGAAACUAUCAAAAAGCUAGCAAGCAAUGCAAAUCAAAGCAAAACCAAAUUACAAGCUAACUAGAAGCAAAAAUCUUUCCAAUCCUAAAACUUUUAAUCAACUCAACUUAACUGGCAUUCUCCACAUACUUAAAAGGAUAUCAAAUCAUCAAACUCGCCACAAAAAAGAUUUCAUCAAUAAAAUUAGUGACAAAUUAAA